ACAAGAACAAAUGUGAAAACUAAAAUGAGCACAACAAACACAGCAUGACACUUUCACACAAAAACAAAAAAAAAAACAACAAACUACAACAACAGCCGCCAAAAACGCUGAUCGAAAAAAGUAUAAAUGGUUCGAAAGAUGCAGUCACAGCAAUCAGUUAGUGGACAGAACUCGAGGAGCAGCAUUAUCUCAGCCAAAACAUUUCAAAAUUUCAAUCACCACACACUCACACACACACCUAUCGGAAGAAAAUGUCUGAAAAGAACACAGAUAAAUCGGUCAGAUCACUCUCAGUACGCGGAAAACUAACAAAUGCACCCCUGGUCUUCCAAACGCCCGACGCACUGCGAAAGAUGUCUUCAAAUGAACAAGGAAUACGCAAGAAGACCAUUGACAAUUUCAUCACCGCCGAAAUGCGACGCCAACAAAGCAAACUCAUGGAAGAGCAACAAAUGUUCAUAGCCCAGCAACUCGAGCAGCAUCCUGUGGAGAUCGGUAGUCGCACACACUCGCCCAGCAGCAGUGGCCUCGAAGAGAUGUCUACGAAAUCUGCGCAUGGCGAGCCGGUGGACAGUGCCGCAGCGCUGCUACGUGAGCAACGUGCCGCUUCUUGUCGCAAAUCGCGCAUCAACAAUAAGUUGAGAAAGGCCACAUUGCAGCAUCGCAACGCGUUUCUAACGGAGAGAGUGGCGGCUACGAAGAAAACACUCACGGAUUUGACUUCCAAAUUGCAAAAGGCACAGCAGUACCUUCUACGCCACGGUUUUAAUGGUUCACAACUGGAGAAUAUACGCGCCAUUUAUGGUGUGACUCAUAUGCCUAUCAAUUGACUAGCGGAGGCAGUUGAAAUAACAGAAGACUACGAUAUGGAUUGAUGGAUAAUGGAUCUAAGCGUU
This is a messenger RNA of Zeugodacus cucurbitae (melon fly), 896 nucleotides long. Its product is annotated as protein sisterless A. Lineage: Eukaryota; Metazoa; Arthropoda; Insecta; Diptera; Tephritidae. Bases 252 to 830 code for a protein of 192 amino acids. The transcript has a single exon. The record is from RefSeq and is a predicted model, not a curated record.